Grus americana (Whooping crane) is the source of this 8352-nucleotide messenger RNA. RefSeq names its product SKI proto-oncogene (gene SKI). Gene Ontology annotation, molecular function: SMAD binding; DNA-binding transcription factor activity, RNA polymerase II-specific; RNA polymerase II cis-regulatory region sequence-specific DNA binding. Bases 1333 to 3483 code for a protein of 716 amino acids. The transcript has 8 exons. NCBI's taxonomy places the organism in Eukaryota, Metazoa, Chordata, Aves, Gruiformes, Gruidae. The record is from RefSeq and is a predicted model, not a curated record. Gene Ontology annotation, cellular component: nucleus. Gene Ontology annotation, biological process: negative regulation of BMP signaling pathway.
ACGUGUGAGCUGGGCGUGUGACGCGUGUCGAGAGCGGGGAACGCAUGUGCACGUAGCGCUGGGUGAAUUCGGUGCGUGGCACGCCGCGUUGAGCGUUCGAAGAUGUGCUCUCGGGGUGUGCUGUUUUCGGCCAUAAAUUGUCUUUGUACGUGUGCGAUUGCUGUUCGUGGAGAGGGGCGUGUGCUCGAAGUUGAACUUAGGCGUUGUAAGCAGGUUUUGCGACGGACAGGUUUUUUGUGGUGUGCUUGCACGUCGUGUGCGUGCGAGCGUGAGGCAGACGCGUUUUCGUUUGUUCCCUUUUUACCGCUGUCCAGAAAGCAAGCGGCAAGAGGAAAAAGCCCUCGCCCUACCGCCCCUCCUUCGUGGCGCGGCGGUCUGUGAACCAGCAGUUUACCUCCCUCCCCGGCGCCGCCGCCCGGGGCAGUGCUGAGUGCCUGCCUGUGCAGCAGCUCAGCUCAGCGCAGAGCGGAGGGGGGAGGCGGCCGCUGUUCCUGGAAGAGCCCGGCCUGGGGAGUUGGUCACAUUCUUGGCUGGGAUUCAAUGACUGAGGCAGACACCAACAAACAGAGGGGGGGAGGAGGAGGAGGAGUGAGGGAGGCUGAGCCAGCCUGCAUUAGCUCAGCUCUCAGGCACUCUCAGUCUCCGCUGGAAAGAGGAGCUGGGAGGAUGUGCGCUCUGUUACCGCGGCUCCCCACGGCGCGCCGAGAAGACCGAGAGAAAUAAGGGAAGAAAGGCGAACCGAGAGACGAGGAGUCCUCCCAGACCAAGCUGAGGGACCACCAGGGGGAAGGGAGCCUGCUUAUCGCCGGUCCGAAGCCCCCGCGCCGUUUUGGAAGUGCCAGAGAUUUGGGCCUUUUCCUUUUCUUCUGCGUUGUUCCUUUCCACAGACCAAGCUUUCUUUCUCCUCCUGCUUUUUACUUUCCUCCCCCGCGCCUUCCUUUCAGUGGAUAUGGACAGGAGGGUGAUUACUGCAGAGAAGCAGCAGCCGCCAGAACAUAUUUGAGCCCUUGGUGCUCGGAGCGUGGCACAGACUUUUUGUAUUUCUGUGGGUGGCGUGUGUGUGAGUGAGUGAGUGUGUGUGGUGGAGGUGUGGGAGGCGGGAUUGGUUUGCCUGGGGGGUUGGCUGAGGGGGUGAGUGCUCGGAUGAAGACCUCUUUUUGGCGUGACUCUGUGCUCCAUCGGGGCAGCUUGGAGACUUGGAGGUUUUGAAAUUGUAACGAGCCAAGAGAAAGGAAAGAAGAGAGAGACACGCAUACAAAAGGAUCUAUUUCCUAUUCGUUAGUGGAUUGUUAAACCCGAGUGGGAAGGAGAAAAAAACAAGGAAACUAAAAAAUGGAGACUGUAAGUAGAAGCAGCUUCCAGCCUCAUCCAGGACUGCAGAAGACCUUGGAACAGUUUCAUCUGAGCUCUAUGAGCUCCCUGGGUGGCCCUGCUGCUUUCUCAGCACGAUGGGCACAGGAGAUGUACAAGAAAGACAAUGGCAAAGACCCAGCAGAACCUGUACUGCAUCUGCCCCCUAUCCAGCCUCCUCCGGUAAUGCCUGGUCCCUUCUUCAUGCCCUCGGACAGAUCCACAGAGAGGUGCGAGACCAUCCUGGAAGGGGAAACCAUCUCCUGCUUCGUGGUGGGUGGAGAAAAGCGGCUUUGCUUGCCCCAGAUCCUGAACUCGGUGCUCAGGGACUUUUCCCUGCAGCAGAUUAAUUCGGUGUGUGAUGAGCUACAUAUUUACUGCUCCAGAUGCACUGCUGACCAGCUGGAAAUCCUCAAAGUCAUGGGCAUCCUGCCCUUCUCUGCUCCUUCCUGCGGGCUCAUCACUAAAACUGAUGCUGAGAGGCUUUGUAAUGCCUUGCUUUAUGGUGGCACCUAUCCUCCCCACUGCAAGAAGGAAUUCUCUAGCACAAUUGAGCUGGAGCUUACAGAGAAGAGCUUCAAGGUGUAUCAUGAGUGCUUUGGGAAGUGUAAGGGACUCUUGGUGCCAGAGCUUUACAGUAACCCCAGUGCAGCCUGCAUCCAGUGCUUGGACUGCAGGCUUAUGUACCCACCUCACAAAUUUGUGGUCCACUCUCACAAAUCUCUGGAAAAUAGGACUUGCCACUGGGGCUUUGACUCUGCAAACUGGAGAUCCUAUAUCCUCCUCAGCCAGGAUUACACUGGGAAAGAGGAGAAAGCUAGACUGGGCCAGCUCUUAGAUGAAAUGAAAGAGAAAUUUGACUAUAACAACAAAUACAAGAGGAAAGCCCCCAGGGUCCCUUCAGAUCCUCCUGCUUCCAAAAAGCCCAAAAUAGAUGACUCUGCUUCCCAAUCUCCAGCUUCUACUGAGAAAGAAAAACAGUCCAGUUGGUUACGGUCCUUAUCCAGUUCAUCUAAUAAGAGUAUUGGCUGUGUCCAUCCCCGUCAGCGUCUCUCAGCUUUCCGGCCUUGGUCCCCUGCUGUAUCGGCAAAUGAGAAAGAGCUCUCAACCCAUCUUCCCGCGUUGAUCCGAGACAGUUUUUACUCGUACAAAAGCUUUGAGAAUGCUGUGGCCCCCAAUGUGGCACUUGCACCACCAGCCCAACAGAAAAUUGUCAGCAACCCGCCCUGUGCCACAGUAGUGUCACGGAGCAGUGAGCCUCUGGGCAGCACUGUCCAGCCACGGAAAAGAAAACUUGCUGCAGAGAACACAGCUAUCCCAGAAGCAGCAGCCACUGUUGCGGCCACUGUUACUGCCACUGAAGAGGAUAAGGAAUCAGAAGCAGAAAUUGAAGUAGAAACCAGGGAAGAAUUCACCUCCUCCUUAUCCUCGCUCUCCUCCCCAUCCUUUACUUCAUCCAGCUCUGCAAAGGACGUGAGCUCACCUGGGAUGCAAGCCCCAGUCACAGUCAACAAUUCAUACGAGGUUGCAGCACAUUCUGACUCUCACAGCAGCGGGUUGGAAGCUGAGCUGGAGCACCUAAGGCAGGCCCUGGACAGUGGCCUAGAUACAAAAGAAGCCAAAGAAAAAUUCCUCCAUGAAGUUGUUAAAAUGAGAGUGAAGCAGGAAGAGAAGCUAAACGCUGCCUUGCAAGCCAAACGCAGUCUACAUCAGGAGCUGGAGUUCCUAAGAGUGGCCAAGAAAGAGAAACUGAGAGAAGCAACAGAGGCAAAGCGCAACUUAAGGAAAGAGAUUGAACGUCUGAGAGCUGAGAAUGAGAAGAAAAUGAAGGAAGCCAAUGAGUCUCGGAUACGACUGAAGAGGGAACUGGAACAAGCCAGGCAGAUCCGGGUUUGUGACAAGGGCUGUGAAGCAGGCAGGCUUCGGGCCAAGUACUCAGCUCAGAUUGAGGACCUACAGGUUAAGCUCCAGCAUGCAGAAGCUGACAGGGAGCAGCUCCGAGCUGACCUGAUGCAUGAAAGGGAGGCUCGAGAACACUUGGAAAAAGUAGUCAAGGAACUUCAGGAACAACUGUGGCCUAAAUCAAGCAGUCAACCCAGCAGUGAAAACACAACGAGCAACAUGGAGAACUAAGCAACCGCCACAUCACCUAACACACACAGAACGACAUAGAUGCACAGUAAGGGAGGAUGUGUGGGGUACGUGUGUAAGUGCAUGCGUGAGUAGUUGUGUCUUGGCACACAGAUCUCUGACUAUGGAUUCUUAUUAGUUGGAAGGCAAAUGUUACUCUUUAUAACAGAAGCACUGAAUUACGCCUCUUUUUUUUCCAAUCCAUAUAGCACAACAUCUUACUGUGCCUCUAAAACACAAAGUGUUUAUAAACGAAAUACUUUAAGUCCACAGCAAAUUUUCUACUGGCAAACUCCAAGCAAGCAGCAUCGUCCAACUAAAAUCAGAGUAAAAGGCACGCAUGGCAGUGUUUUUAUGUUGCCCUUCUGCCUGUUGGAACAUUUUGGAAUUUAAAAACAAACAAACUUUUCUUAUAAGCUAUUUAAAAUAAUUCAGUACACAGACUUGGUAUUAAAAAAUUAACAAGAUUUUUAUAAUGAACCUUUAAAAGCAAAACAAAACAAAAAAAAACCAACCUUCGAUGCACAAUUUUUAAUGACUUGUUAUUGGCUUUGGGAUUCUUAACGUAGAAGCCCGCUGGUGAUGAUGCCAUUUCAUUAGCAGUUUUCCAGCCAUCUAGGAAGCCAUCACAGUUUUAAUCCCGUCACGUGGUUGUAUGCGAAUUUCAGAGUGCUUUUCAAAGUUGAUUUUUUCCUUAGGAAGAAUUCUCUUCAUUUCCUGUCCUGACCACAAGAAGAAAGGAAGCUGCAGGAUUGUAAAGGGGCAAGGGGUGGGAAUGGGAGGGGGGUGGGAAGAGAGGAUGGAUGCUUUAGAAUUACAAACCCAGCCUUACAGACUUCAGUGUUUGCAAAUCAUGCCGUCUCUUCUGAAGACAUCUUCAUGAACUGAUGUGUUCAAAAGACUCACUUCGUCCAAGAGCACUUCAGCUUUAGGAAAAGAAAGAAGGAAAUGAAGGAGAUGGAUGACCUGUUAAGUCGGUUGAAAAAUAGAGCAGAAGACAUACGUGUUUUGAAGUCAUUCUGAAAUCUUUACUUCAGCUUUCAGUUUUCUGGAAAACUCAUCUUUGUUGCACCAUCUUACCAUAAAUUCAGUAUUUACCUGCUUUUAUUAUGAACUUUCAGUCAGGAUUUCUGUGCCCAAGGAGAGUGCAACUUCACAUUAACAGAUACUACAGAAAGGAAAAACAACAUUUUUGCUGCUGUGAAUAAGCCUACAUCUUUUUUUUAAAAAAAAAAAAAAACCUUUUUUGUUUUAAAAAAAAGAAAUUACUUUAAUUUUGGGAUCCAAGCCGCAGCCCUGGAAUAAAAAUGCAGCGUGCCAUCACUUUGUCUGAGUGGUGGUCGUGAUUUUUAUUUUUUCUUAAAAAACUGCACUUUGUCAGAAUCUUACUCUGCAUUUUAUUCUGUAUUUCUAAAGUUUACAAGUUGAGCAUUCUAGAUUCUACCCUGCCUAACAGACGUGAAACUCAUCAACCCGAUUUUCCACCAUAUCAUCAUUUACUUUUAUGCAAAGUGAGGAGUCAGCAGGUAUAGAAUGCUACCAAAUAUGAAUUCACCGGACCAGUGCACUACUGGUUGAGUUUUAAACCUGGUUUGUGUGGCUUUGUAUCAAAAAGAAGUUGGGAAGCAGUAGAGAUGCUCCCAGAAGUGCUUAACAAAUACAGUUGGUGCUUUACUGAACAAGAGAAAAGUUUUCACCCAUAAACACUCACCUCUUAGACACUCAAGCUUAUCAGCACGAAGUGAAAAUUUGAUCUGGGGCUGCAGAUGUGCCUUCCAGCUCAUUUUUCCUCUCAGCAUCUUAUAUAAGCAAUGCUGACACUUUUUUUAUGUUAAAGAAUAAAAAGAAAAAAAAAAAAAAACCAACACCCUAUGCAUCAUCAUACACAGAAGUUAUUCUAAACAAAGAAACAUAUUUCCAGUAAUCUUUAUUUGCUUUUGGACAUUAAUGCAAACUGUGUAAUCUGAAAAAUUAUUUCCCAGUAGACAGAAAGCGGCUUCCAAUCCUAAAAUUAUAGUAUUUACUUACAGUACAUUAGAGAGAUUUUUCUUUUUUUUAAACAAGAGCUGUUUGCUUGAAACCGUUAUAAUAACCAUUAUAAUAACUGUGAGCAUUAAGAAAGACGUUCAUAUAUAUGUCUUAGGUACAAAAAGAAGAAAUAUGAAAGGAGUAGAAUUACUGGGACACUGUAAAACUGUUGGGAGCAAGAAACAGUUACACCAAGUAUAUUACACGAAACUGUCCGUUUCUACAGGGGUUUGCCCUUGUGUGUUUGGGAUGCUGGAGACUGAGUCUAGAUGCAGAUCUCCUCUUCUAAAGUGCAAUGCAAAAGGAAUUUUGAUUAUGCUUAAGCAGGUUUUUUUUAAUGUGGUUUUGGUUUUGUUUUUUUUUUUUUGCUUCUUUGUAUGUUGUUUCUGUGAUUAUUAAAUCAUAUGCAUGGAAUUAAAAUCUCUGCCAUACGUAUAUUCAUUAAUGGGCAUUAUUACUGUCUUAUGUAAAGGGUUUAUUUUGUUAUGCAGUAUGCAUAAAAAUGUUCUCAGCCUUAUGAUUUCCAGAUCUGUAUUAUUCACUUAUUUCUUCAAGGGAAACUAAAUAAUUUUAGCUGUAGUUGAUCAUUGUGCAUUUCAAAAGUCUCAUAUGCUCUGCUUUACUGCCAUGUUAAGAAAUUACACAUAGAACAAAUGUAGUUCCACCCCACUGUCAGCUGCUUUGAAGCCUUACUUUUUAAAUUUUGUUUGAGGUUUUCCCCUGAUCUUUGAUUGUGUCUCUCCCCUUAUGACUCCACAAAAACUGGCAACAUGUCCACCUCUAUCUGUUUUUUCACAGGAAAAGCAGCCCACUUACCUGCAGCACGACAUAGUUUUUCUUUCUUGUGCAUCUAGGAAAGCGUACCGAGUCACUGGCACAGUUUCUUCUGUGCAUACGAUGCUUUUAGCCUCCAACUGUAAUGAAAUCUGCAUUUUUCAAAGGAAAAAAAUGGAACAGGAAAUAGUCUUAUCAAUAGUAAAUAGUCUUGUCAAACAAGCAGCAUCACCUGUGCUUCACAGGUAAAUGGCAUAAGAUUUGCAAUGAAGAAGUCUCCAAAAUAAAGUUACAACUAUUGUUACAAACCCGUGGUUUCUUUUGCCGUGCAGUAGUUAUUCCACAACCUGUAAUGUAUGACAAAAACUUCACAAGGUUUGAGGUUACGACUCACGUCCUGGCAGCACCACACCAGCUACUAGAAAGAAAAUUAACUCUUUCUCAGCCAAAACCAGGACAACUCAAUAGUAUUUGAUCCUCGUGAGUGAAAACCUCCUAGUAUAAAACAUUUCUGUAAGUACAGGUUGAAAAUCAGUACGAUUAAAUAAGGUGCAAGAAGACUGGGAACAACCGUGCUACACCAGCAGUUCAUCAACAGGAGAGGUUUACAGGGCAAGAGUCUAUCUUCAAUAAUUCUGUCUUUCCUAAAUACAUUUUAACAAUAAAAUCCUAAGUAUUUCUGCAGAACAUGUAAUUGAUUUCUAAUUCAGAAAUCUUGUGCCUGUAACUCAUUUUUCGAUUGUCAGAAGACGGCCAUAGAGACACUAAUUCUAGAAAAGGGCUGUCGAAACAGUGGGAAUCUUCAGAGAAAACCAUUUUGUGAAGGUGCUUGAGGUGAGGGAGUUCUGUGUGUAAUUUCUGUGUCUGCAACACUUCAGUAAAACAAUUGUUAGCCAGUUCAGAUCGAAUUGCUUUUCUUUUGACUUACUGUUGAGUCCCUGCUGCAUUCCAUUUGCGCUCCACCCCAUGAGUGCAGGAAUUACAAAGUCACAUCUUCUUGUUUCAUCUGCUCUUUAGUUUCCUUUAAGAAGUUAAAAGGGAGAAGAGGUGUUUCAUACAGGCUGUUGACUCUCCCUGUACUUAAAAAUAUAUUACUUAAUACUUGUAUAUUCAGUUUAAUUACUCAUUGUUUCUAUUACUGAAAGAAGACUUAACGAAGGGAAAAAAACCAACAGCAAUAACAUUCAUAUCUAUGGAGCAGCUAACUAGUAUACAUAAUAUUCUGCUUUUCAAACAGAACUAGCCAAUGUAAAAAAAAAGUUACAAGUAAAUUCAACAUGUAAAUACUUUUUUUCAUUUUACACUGUUGUAUUAUAAGUGUAUAUGGUGUUUACUUUUUCAAAACUCUUUCUUACCUGGUAGUUGUCUUGUUUUAUGAGUUGUGUUUUUAACGAAGAAGAACCUUUGCUGUCUGUUAGGAAAAACAAAACAAAAUCUUUUUGCAAGUUUUAAAUGUGGGUUAACCUUUCUCCAUCAUUUGCAUUUUAUUUGUCCUUAUUUUCACUGUAAAGUAUUUUAUUACUGAAAGGUUGAUUUUCUUUCCAUUCUGCCCUCUCAUCAGUCCAUGUGUUUUAGAGAGAAGAUUUUUGUUGGUUUGGUUGUUGUUUUGUUUUUGUUUUUUUUUUUUUUAAAUCAAAAGAACUCACAGAAAUGACAUUUUUUCAAUUGAAGAAAAAAAAAAUCUUUACAUUUAUAAUAGCCAAUAGCAUUUCAGCACAUUUUUGUUAUCCUGGUCUCUCCUAUGCUGCUGCUAAUGACAAUAUUAUGACUUACUCUACUAUUCUAGAACUAUUUUUAUGUAAGUAAUGUAUGCUUUCUUGUUUAUAAAUGCCUGAUUUAAAAAAAAAUAAGAAAAAAGCUUGGCAUAUUUAUCUAUUUCGCUGUGUACCUUGAUAGUCCUUUUCCACCCCCUUUUCCACAUCCCCUCUCCUUGAAGCAGAUAAUAUUGUAAAAUAAAGGACUUUAUGAGAUUAUGUAUGAAAAUAGCUAUGCUUAUAUACCACAGUGACUGAAUGUACAGUGUAUAGACGCAUUACCUAAAAUAAAAUUGUUUGUCCAGAAAAAAAUAAA